Molecule: messenger RNA, 824 nt
Organism: Anopheles coustani
Lineage: Eukaryota; Metazoa; Arthropoda; Insecta; Diptera; Culicidae
Product: 27 kDa hemolymph protein-like
Exons: 6
Coding region: 1-789 (262 amino acids)
Source: RefSeq, a predicted model, not a curated record
AUGGAAAAAUUCUCGUUGUUGGCUGCGCUGGGCGUCCUGGCGCUUUUGGCAGUGGCUCGUGCGAUGCCACAACCUGGCUCCGAUUCGUCUUCAGAGGAAUCGGUCGAAACCGAUAGAAACCGGACAAAGCAACAUGUGGUGGCACUCCGUACGAUGUGUCGAAAAAACACUGGCUCAGAAAUGGCCUUCGUUUUCCUGGCGGUGGCGAUGCAGACGGCGUUGAGCUGCGCGGAGACUGCGUUCGACGGGGAAAGCUUCAUGUCGGACAUCGAUACACUAUCGAACGAGACUCGCACCGAAUUCUUCUCAACGUACUGCCCACAGCUGAAGGGAGUUGGUUUGUGUCUAGACGAUCUAGUGAAGGCCGCCAGGCCCUGCUUGGAGGAAGAUGAUUUCACCAUCGUCAAGGCGCUGACUGGCGUCUUCCCAGACGCGGUUGAUCUGAUUUGCAAAAAUGAUGGCGAAAUAAUCUUCCAGUACGAUGGGCCAGAAUACGAGGAGUGUUUCGUAAAACUGGUUGACCACGUGAGUGAGUGUGCGGUACCGUUUGCUGCCGAAAAGGAGUACUGGGACAUUUCACACCUGACGCAAACUCAAUGCGGAACCUUAUCCGGACUGAGACAGUGCAUCGACGAUAAGCUAAACGUUUGCAAGGCCCCGGACCUAAUGAACGUGUACGAUCUGUUCCACAACAAGCUGUUCCGCAUGACUCCGUGUCAUAGUUAUGUGAGCGAUGUGGAGAAGACGAAAGUGACGGAGAUUGAUAACAAUGCAAUCAACGAAGUUUAAUAUUGGACCGUUGAAGUUCGAAUGGUUAUCAUUUA